AUGACUAGAGUUUCUUCCCUGCCUCGGGACGUCAGGCAUGAUAGUUUGCUUCUGCAGGCCGACCAGCCUACGCAGCUGGACGAGCCAGCCACUACAACACGGCUCGUGGAUAAGGACCAGGCAGCUCGGGAUGGCCCACGCCGGCGGAAGCAAGGGGACAAGGAGCGGGAAGGGGUAGAUCCAGAAGCAGACGCUGCUGGAUCAGAGGUGCCAGCGGAUGUUGACAGGGCCCACCCCUGGGCUUCCCCGCCGCUGCCGUCCCAUGCUCCUUCCUACGUGAGCUUCCCUAGCCCUGAGCCUGGUAGGACCUACUCGCCGGAUGGGCAGGACGGUGUUAAGCAGUACCUGUCACGUCUCAUCAUUCGUCCCGAGAGGCCCAUGGGGCGCGGGAGGGGGAACCAGAAAGCUGAUACCAUUUAA
Molecule: messenger RNA, 420 nt
Organism: Volvox carteri f. nagariensis
Lineage: Eukaryota; Viridiplantae; Chlorophyta; Chlorophyceae; Chlamydomonadales; Volvocaceae
Exons: 3
Coding region: 1-420 (139 amino acids)
Source: RefSeq, a predicted model, not a curated record